Molecule: messenger RNA, 3795 nt
Organism: Tachysurus vachellii
Lineage: Eukaryota; Metazoa; Chordata; Actinopteri; Siluriformes; Bagridae
Gene: dnajc16l
Product: DnaJ (Hsp40) homolog, subfamily C, member 16 like
Exons: 15
Coding region: 134-2392 (752 amino acids)
Source: RefSeq, a predicted model, not a curated record
CCGGAAGUAGAUGUGCUAGUGAGAAAAAUGCUAGCCUAGCAACGGGACCUGCCCAUGGAGUUUGUCACCGAGUCUAUGUUUUAAUGCUGAUAGAUUUAUUUGACGGUUUUGCGGCCUCUCCGAGUGUGAGAAGAUGGGCGUCCUCUUCAAGCCCCGUCUGAUCCUUCUGAGCUGUCUGGCUGUUGUCCUGCUUGUUUUGGGAAACGCAUCAGCUUCCGAGUUCGAUCCGUACAGGGUGCUCGGAGUGUCUCGACACGCCGGUCAGGCUGAAAUCAGGAAGGCUUACAAGCAGCUUGUCAAGGAGUGGCAUCCAGACAAGAACAAAGAUCCAAGUGCAGAGGACACGUUUAUCAAGAUUACUAAAGCCUACGAGAUCCUGUCGAGUGAGGACCGCAGAGCAAACUACGAUCAGUUCGGUCAGACCGAUGAGAAUCAACACCACAACCAGGCCCCGCACGGUUUCCGACACUUUCAUGACAGCUUUUACUUCGAUCAGUCGUUCUUUCGUUUCACGCAGUCCACUCGAGAUUUCACAGACAGCAAGCACCUGCUUCAGUAUGAGAAGUAUAUGAAAGAAGUGGAGCCCGAUAGCUUUAAAAGGCCCUACCUGAUUAAGAUUACCUCAGAGUGGUGUUUCAGCUGCAUCCAUAUCGAGCCCGUUUGGAAGGAAACCAUUCAGGAGCUGGAGCCACUGGGUGUGGGAAUUGGCGUUGUGGAUGUCGGUUACGAGAAGCGAUUAGCUAAUCAUCUGGGAGCUCGUGGCGCUCCAUCCAUUCUGGUGCUCAUCAAUGGCAGAGUGACCUUCUUCCACAACGCCGUGGUCCGAGAGAACCUGAGGCAGUUUGUGGAAAGCUUGCUGCCGCAUAAGCUAAUAGAGAAGGUGACAGAUGAUAACUACCUACAGUUUUUGAACGGUUGGCGGGAAGAGAACAAACCCAGCGUCCUGCUGUUUGACGCUGCUCUUUCAGCACCAUUACUUUACAAGCUCUCUGCGUUUGCGUAUCGAGACUUCGUACGGUUUGGUUACGUAGAUCAAACUCAGACCACACGUAUCCAGCAGCAGUUCAGCAUCAACAUGUACGCUCCCACCAUGCUGCUGUUUAAAGAGAACACUGAGAAACCUGCAGACGUCAUACAGUCCAGGGGAAUAAAAAAGCAAACCAUCGAUGAGUUUGUCUCUAGCAACCGUUUCCUGCUGGUGCCACGACUGGUCAAUCAGAAGCUCUUUGACGAGCUGUGUCCCGUCAAACAGUUCCACCGCCGUCGGAAAUACUGUGUCUUACUCAUCACUGGGGAAGAUGAGACGUUCGUGUCUGUGAAUGACGCCUUCUUCGACUUUGCCGCUUCGAACAAUAAAGAGGUGGUGCGAUUCGCCUACGUCUAUCAGAGGCAGCAGCAGCCUCUCUGUGAUGCACUGCUCAAAACCCAAGACGUCAGGCCUCCCCAGGUGAUCAUUCUGGAGAGGCGAAGCACCGCAGGCAAGGUGCUGUACCGGACAAUGACGGGCGGUUGGAACGGGAGUGACGACGAUAAGCACCGCCUUCAUGAGCAGCUGGAGCUCCUGCAGAGAGACCCGACUUUUCUUACCUAUGACGCCAUGCUACCUGAACUCAACAACGAGUUCGCCUCAAUGUUUCUGAUCCGGUGGGUGAAUGAUGCCUAUGAUUAUCUUUCUCAUUUCUGCUUUGAUCUUCUCUACUCAAACUGGCGAGAGGUGAUGCCCAUCGUAUCUCUGAUCUUCUCUGCUCUCUUCAUCCUUUUUGGCACCGUCAUAAUUCAGGCUUUCAGUGACUCAGAGGAAAAAACAGCCAAGCGGAAGGCUAAAGAAUCCCCAAAGACAGCAGGAAGCUCCUCUGAUACAGAAAACACAUCCAGCCGUCCUUCAAAGAAGAACUUUGUGGAAGUGACGGAGCUGACAGACAUGACCUACACCAGCAAUCUGGUCAAAUUAAAGCCAGGACACAUCAACGUGGUGCUGGUGCUCACAGACGCGUCCAAACAGGUCCUGCUGAAGAAGUUUGCCAAGGAAGUGUACUCGUUCUCAGGAUCCCAGACUCUUCACUACUCCUUCUUAAACACUGAUAAGCACAGUAGGUGGAUGGACUCACUCCUGCGGUUGGUGCCCUCUGCCAGGCUUUCAGAAGAUGAGGAAGAAGAGGGCACGUCCUCCUGUAAACCGUGUUACACCGGCCACGUGCUGGCCCUUAAUGGCCAUAAAAAAUACUUUUGCCUGUUCAGACCAACGCUCACCAAGCCCGAAGAUGACUCUGUACAACUCCAUCACAAGCUGGACCGACUGAACCUAUGGAUGGAGAAGCUAACGGAGGGCACGCUGCCCAGACUCCAUGUUCCUGCCUGGCCUGAUCUGCACACCACUACCCCCAAAAUAUAAAGGGGUGGGAUUGAAACCUAGUGGGAAUCUUAAAUAUCAGGUCUGGACUCCACAGUGUGACUUUUUUGUGUUGUUGAAAGUAGGAGUUUGUACUGUUUGCCUGGGAAUUGACCCUCUGUGUGUAGUAUGUGUUCUUGAUUCUUCUGGUUAUGCACUGGCUUUUUUUUUUUUUUUUUUUUUUAACCCUCAUGGCAGCACCAGGUACACACUUUUUGCUGCCAGCAGGGGUUGCACUACGAACCAUGUUAUUUACGUGGAGAAAAAAAAAGUCCUUGGACUUUAUUUUAGCUGCUGAUUUACGCUGUAGGAACAUUCACCGACCCCUUCAUGCACAGACGACAGGAAAGUCCUGUCAGGAUGAAAGCAUGUAUACAUAUAAAUGAGUCAUAUCAAGUGCCACCUGUUUGUUGUAGAGAUAUGAGCUAUGUAACAAAAAAAGGCCAUUUUGGGGAUAUAUUCAAAUUGGCACUUUGUGUACUGAGAAUAUAGAAAUGAUCUGUCCAUUAUUUUCCUUUAAUGAAACACGCCUCGAUCAUCGUUUACUACUGAAUGCAUUAACAAAACAAGUAAUCGAAAUGUCCACGGUGUGUGUAGCUUUGUUAGUCAACAGCUCAUACAAAGCUGUGAUAGGUCACUAACGUCAUUCAGGUGACGAAUGCUCUUCUGAUUGAGCAAAAAAUUCUGUUCAUACAACUAUUACUUCUCCAUUUUUGCGUGCGUGUGAUUGUGAAAUGUUUUCGCUUGCAUGAAAAAAAAAAAAGCCUCACAUUUGUCAUGUUUUGCUUUGAUUUCUAGCAUGUUGUGUGUUUCUUUCUUAAAGAUUUACGUUUACACUUAAAACAUCAUCAUCAUCCGAAAAUACUUUAAAACCAGUGUAAUUAUUGAGCCACUUCAUAACAGUAAUAUAUAUAUUAUUAUUUUUUUUAUUUUAUUUUGUGUCUUGACCUCAAAACAUUUCUGUUAGAUAUUUAAUUUAUAAGAAGUUGCAUCGUUUAUUCCAUGUCUUACUCGUACUGUUUAAUUUAAAUAAACAUUACACAAAGUCUACAAAUUACAGGCUGUCUUUAUUUUAGAACUGAAGCACAGCACACUGGUUAGAAAGUCUUGAUACAUUUUUUUUUAGGGCACAUCAUUGAGAUGGAGGUUUUUCUUUUAAAUUUUUAUGGACGGUGUCUUCGUUGUCUUAUCUGAGAAGGGAAAAAAUUCUGUCUGAUGGAACAACCUUUUACACCUGAUCUAAGGUAAGUGAUAACAUGAACUAACCAGUUUCAGAGGCAUUUCUUUCUGAACCUUUCUUGUAAAUGAAGAAAGAAGGGAAACGUGAUGUACGUUCAAUAAAAUAAAGUAGAUUGUUGUGGGACGUGUUAUUGAGGGGGGGAAAUGGAAGAGAAGCAGGUUUUUUU